ACCGAGCGAUCGGAAUGGCGGACAUGGGCAGCCUCGAGAAGAUGGGACGGGAGCUCAAGUGUCCGAUCUGUCUGAGCCUGCUCAAAUCCGCGGUAUCCGUCAGCUGCAAUCACAUUUUCUGCAACGAUUGCCUCAUGGAGUCGAUGAAAUCCUCCUCCAGCUGCCCCGUGUGCAAGGUCCCGUUCCGCCGAAGAGAAAUAAGGCCAUCACCACACAUGGACAAUUUGGUCGGCAUUUUGAAAAGCAUGGAGGCUGCAACAGGAACUAAUGUGGUCUCAACACAGGUGACUUCUGCGGUGGAAGUUGCAGAUGGAUUGAAACCUGCUGACAGCAGGAAAGGGCCCAAAAGGUCUAAAAAAUCAGCGGUGCAAAAGAAGAAGAUAACAUCCAAGAAGGAAGCAAACACAACGAAACCUGCUGUGGCUUCUGCAUCUCGUCCUACUAAAAAGUCCUCUUUCUCUACAAACAAGAGAAUACAUGUGACGCCGUUCCCUGAAUCUGAGACACCAGUGAGGCCUCGGAAGAUCAUGAAGCCUGAAGAGCCAACGAAUAAUUUGAAUCAAGAUGCUCAAGGCAAAGAUAAAGCAUUGGCUUCUGAUAAAUCUGAAGGCAUUUCAUUGUCACCGUUUUUUUGGCUGAGGGAAAGAGAGGAUGAAGUAAUUGGCACUGUUGAAACGUUAAGUGAACCUCUAUCGCUGGCCACACCCUUGCGCCACAAUGCACCUUGUUAUAGUGAUAUUAAAGAUUCUGAAGAUGAAACACCUCUUAAUACGACUCCAAAUAGCAAAGUUGGGGUUCCACAAAUUUUUGAUAGCGAAAUCUUCGAAUGGACCCAGAGACCUUGCUCUCCGGAGCUGUGUUCUACUCCAUCGAAAAAGCAGGGUAAAUGUAAGGAUAUACUAGAUCACAUAUCAGAAACACAUGAUGAGGAAGAUAUACAGCUUAGUUGUUCAUUUGAAAGGUUAGAUCACGCAAGUAAUGCAGCUCAGCUUGUCCAUGCUAAGGAAAUUAAGCAGAAGAGAAAGAAGACACAAGGUAGGAACAGCAAGAAGACAAAGUUGCCCGAUCAUCUGAAGGUCAGCAUAAAAGAAGCUGAUCCCAAUCAACAAGAUUCAAAUAGUACUAAACAUCUUGCUGCAAAGUCAUGUGAGAAAAACAGUACCACAGAGAAUAAUACUUCAAGUAGAAGAAGCAAGGCUUUUAACAACAUCAAUCUAUUUCCUUGCUCUAAUUAUAACUCUUCAGAGACAUUUCUCCCUCAAGAUGGUCUGGAGACUGAAGCACAUGAUGAACAACUUUCAGAAAGAUACCAGAGAAAGGGAAAAAAUAGUCAGCAGAAGAAAAGUGCAAGGAAGCUGGGAACAACAGGGAUGAGUACAGUUGAGACUACAGAAACUAACUAUGAGCCAAGUAGUAAGCGAGUUAGAAAAAUGCCCAAUGGUGCCAAUGCUGAAAAGAUAAGAGUUAUUAAUGGUUCUAGAAACGAAACUGAAGCACCAGUACUCCAUGGUUUCAUGAGAAGUUGCACCCAACACAAACUUUUAGAUGGUAAAAGUAAAAAGAGCAAGUCCAUUGGAGAAAUGAACAGUCAGAUCGGAACUAGCAUGAAAUCAAACAUUGGUGGAAGUACAUCAAGCAUUUUACGUGGUAGAUGCCAAAGUAAUGAGGCAAUACAUGUAGCUCCUUCAGUAAUGGAUGUAUCUGCUAAGAACAAUUGUGCAGAAGGCAUUCAACAAAUAGAUUGUUCAGUGAUUACUAACUUUGGAAAGCUCCAAGCCUGCCCUGUGCGCAAUACUUUCCUGAAGAAAUGUAACGGUGCUGUCUCUAAGGUUUGCUGUGCUUUCUGCCAGUCUGUUGAUAUCACUGAGGUGUCUGGUGAGAUGGUUCACUACCAUAAUGGAAAACAAGUUCCCACAGAGCUUAGUGGAGGGGCUAAUGUCAUACAUUCUCACAAGAACUGCACGGAGUGGGCUCCAGAUGUUUACUUUGAAGAUGACUCCGUGUUUAACCUUAUGGCUGAGUUAACUAGAAGUAAAAGGAUCAAAUGUGCUUGCUGUGGAGUUAAAGGUGCAGCGCUUGGAUGCUUUGACAAGAGUUGUCGGAAAAGCUUCCACUUCACAUGUGCUAAAUUGAUCCCAGAAUGUAGAUGGGAUAAUGAAAACUUUGUGAUGCUAUGCCCUUUGCAUCAGUCCUCCAAGUUGCCUAAUGAAAUUUCUGAGCCACAAAAGCAAUCCAAAAGGAUAAUAGCACCAAAAUGUCCAUCUCAGGUAAAAUCUAGUCAAGAUUGCAAAAAUAACUGGAAAUGGCCAUCUGGUUCAACACAGAAGUGGGUUCUCUGCUGUUCAGCUCUUUCUGCUGCCGAGAAGGGAGUUGUAUCUGAAUUCGCAAAAUUAGCCGGCCUGCCUAUUUCCACAAGCUGGAGUCCUAGUGUUACCCAUGUUAUUGCAUCAACUGACCUCUCUGGUGCUUGCAAGCGCACACUAAAAUUUCUGAUGGCAAUCUUGAACGGCAAAUGGAUCGUCUCCAUCGAUUGGGUUAAGGCCUGCAUGGAUCACAUGGAACCUGUUGAUGAGACGAAAUUUGAAGUCGCUACUGAUGUUCAUGGGGUUACAGGAGGUCCCAGAUUAGGAAGACACAGAGUAAUCAAGAAGCAACCAAAGCUGUUCGAUGGCAUGCGGUUUUACCUCCAUGGAGACUACACAAAGUCCUACAGAGGCUUCCUGCAAGACCUCGUCAUUGCAGCCGGUGGCACUGUUCUGCAUCGGAAGCCUGUCUCAAGAGACCAGCAGAAGUUGCUUGAUGACAGCUCCCCUGUCAUUGUUGUGUACAGCCUCGAGAAUCAGGAGAAGGUGAAGUUUGAUGCUGACCAGCACCGCAGGCAGGCCGAUGAUGCCCAGGCGCUGGCCUGCGCCUCCGGUGGCAAAGCUGCGACAAGUGCUUGGAUAAUCGACUCCGUGGCAGCUUGCAACCUGCAGCCUCUGUGA
This is a messenger RNA of Lolium rigidum, 2984 nucleotides long. Its product is annotated as protein BREAST CANCER SUSCEPTIBILITY 1 homolog. Lineage: Eukaryota; Viridiplantae; Streptophyta; Magnoliopsida; Poales; Poaceae. Gene Ontology annotation, molecular function: ubiquitin-protein transferase activity. Gene Ontology annotation, cellular component: BRCA1-BARD1 complex; plasma membrane; BRCA1-A complex. The transcript is spliced from 14 exons. The record is from RefSeq and is a predicted model, not a curated record. Gene Ontology annotation, biological process: negative regulation of fatty acid biosynthetic process; positive regulation of transcription by RNA polymerase II; double-strand break repair via homologous recombination. The coding region runs from base 15 to 2984 and encodes 989 amino acids.